Molecule: messenger RNA, 834 nt
Organism: Histoplasma mississippiense
Lineage: Eukaryota; Fungi; Ascomycota; Eurotiomycetes; Onygenales; Ajellomycetaceae
Exons: 1
Coding region: 1-834 (277 amino acids)
Source: RefSeq, a predicted model, not a curated record
AUGGAUGCUCAAGACAGUCCUCCGCGGCCGGGAGAACCUCCCCGCACUCCUCCCCACCCCCCAUACUCUCCCAUUACCCCCGUCCUCUCCCACGCCCCCAUGCUUCCCUCGCCAUCACCAAUGCAGCAGGCUAUCCCACCUCCCUCCACCUUUGCCGCCACCGCCUUCUCUCUUGCCACUGCUAACCCCGCGAAUACCAAUGCGCUGCCUGUAUCUACCCCUGCAGCCUCAUUUAUGGUUGAGCCUGCACCGAUACCCAUAUCUGAGAGUGACAACCCAGAUGUCAUCGCCUUGCGCUCCGCCAUCUCCAUCCUCCAGAUGCAAAAACAACAGGCACUACGUGACAUGAAAACGCUAGACCAAAUGAAACAAGCUGCGGUGGAACAUCCCGAAGAGUUUGCGAGGGAACUCGCCAAAGGGAACCUGGCCUCCAAGGCAGGCGACAUCUUCAACCCCACCGCCCUCGAUGAUGAUGAAGGUGAACAUGCAGGUGGAACAACAGCCCAGGUGGAUGCAAGUACGACUAGCGUUAGGGAUGAAGACGCUAUGGAUGUCCACCAGCAGUCACUUCCGUCCUUUGGAAAAAUUCCCACGCCGCAAAAAGUUGUGCGCAUGCCGCCUAUCAACUGGGCUAAAUAUCACAUCGUUGGCGAAUCGCUGGAUAAGCUGCAUGAAGAGCAAAGACGGCGCCCAACGCCCGGGGAACCGCGGAGGGAUGAUGUCCCGCCUCGGCAAAGAGCACCGGAGCAUUUCAUCGCGGCGCCGUACCGGCCAUUUACGGAUAAUCUGGAGCAACCUAUGAAAACGCGGAGUAACAGUAGAGCAAAGAAGUGA